AUGUUACCGGCGCCAGGUGUCCUCUCCACCGCCGUUUCCAUUUCCGCCAUUCACUCACCGAACAAGAGACCAAAUAAGGUUUGCAUGUGUGAACAUCUCAUUGAUGAUGACCUGAUUAACAACAAUUUGCCUCUUCUUGUUGAUACUCACAAAGAAACUAUUAUCGAAGAUGAAAGAAGAGUAUGGAGAGGAGCACACCUAGAAUUGUAA
Microthlaspi erraticum is the source of this 210-nucleotide messenger RNA. The record is from the annotation of a GenBank genome assembly. NCBI's taxonomy places the organism in Eukaryota, Viridiplantae, Streptophyta, Magnoliopsida, Brassicales, Brassicaceae.